CCAUUGGCCAAAAAGGUCCAAUUAAAAAUUUUCUUUAACCUUGAAGCUGGCAUUUGGAAGAGACUCCUCUAUUCUCAAAACAUAAACGGUGCAUGAAAAGAGAAGUGAAACACAUGGCUUGAGCUUGCCAGGCCACUAAAUAGUUAUUCUAUUUUCUCCUGGGUUCUGUGGUUACUUACCUUAAAACAAAAUUUUAUUUCCAUGGGUACACGUGCAGGUACAUAAUUAGAGGGGGCCUUGGAGGGAGAGCUUAUUAUUUGUUUCUGUUUCUUAUAUAAAAUAAUAAUGGGUUUUGACCAGUCUGAAAUUAGAGAGGGUGGUCUUCCAUGCAUUAAACUACGUUCUUUUCCAUAAUCUUGCUCCCUUGGUUUCAUUUUGGUUCAAAAUCCAUCCAUCCAUUUUCCUUUUCAAAAAUUAUAGCUCUCUUUUGUUUGGGACCCUGCUCUAAAAUAUAAAUUCUUCAAUUUGUUUUUUUUUUUGUCAGGAAAAUUCUUCUUGACUUUGAAAUCAUUUCGUUUAUAAUUUAGUUUCUACAAAUAAUAGAAAUAAUUAAUGGUUCCUAUUUUGGCAAAAUUCUGACAAUAGAAUUAUUUUGGACCAAAAUAAGCAUAUUUUAACUUCGGUGUUUGGUCCAUAUACAAGCAAGAUUCUUGUUCUUGUUAUUCUCAUUGUCCCUGUGGUAAGUCUGUCUUUGGAAAUUGAGUCUCUCUUAAGUUGAGGUGACUGUUAUUUAAAUGUUAAUUCAGAAGCCUUAGGUGCUGUAAUACAUAUACCAUUACAUAUUUUAUUAUCAUUAUUACCUUUCGCGCCGAAAUUUGUUUACAAAUGUAGAAUAAAUAAAUAACAAAAAAUCAUCAUGGUUUAUGGCUCUUUAAUGGCUAUGGUGUUUAAGUCUAUCGUUGGUGGUUUUCCUUGAGAAAAUUUCUCCACAAUAAGUUUUUGGAAAGUAGACGAAGACAAUUUUAGGUGUGAUUAAAUCUAUCAAAAAAAAAUUAUAUUGUAACACAGCUUAUUCGUGAAUUGAUUAUUUUGUACGAACAGACCAAAGGCACGGAGCAAAAUAAAAUAUGUUUAAUCUAUGAAAAUAUGUCUAAAUCAUCAUUGCUAUUUUCCACCAAAUUAGACACAUGUAAAUUUCUUAAGGCACCACAAAAGAAAAGGGGUAAGAAAAAAGCAUGUGUCAGUCUUGGUCCUAAACCUAAACCUGUAAAAAUAAUAAAUAUGUACCACUAGGUAAGGUACCAUCAAAGUAAGCAAUAAAAAGAUGAAAAAAAAAUUGAAAAGAGGAGGACAAUCUGCAACAAGAACAAGGAAGCAGAAAAAACUUGGGAAAAAUAACUUAAACACACUAUUAACUCAUCACCUCUUUUUAGUAUGUAACAUAUUUGGUAUCACUGGAAACUUCACUCUUCAUCUUGCUUUAGGCAAGUUUUCAGGCAAGUGAGGGUAAUGGAGAAAAAGAAGAAGGAACAUAAACUAGCUUCUGCUUAUAGUCAAGAACCAGACACGAAUGAUCACUCUAACAAGGAAGACCAAGAUGAACAAACUGUGGGGAAUAAUAUCAAAACUCUUUGCCCUUCAAAUGACAAUGCAACAUCAGAAAAUAAUCACCACACCCCAGUUCUUCAGUGGCCAUAUACACCUCAGAAUAAUGCUGCUGUUGAUCAGUCUCCAUUGGCAUCAAAACCCCAUAUUCAUACUCAAUCACCUUCACCUGUCAUCAUAAGCCAAUGGCAUUUUCCCCAUCAGCAUCAGCAGAAUUUGACCAACCUUCAGGUCCCCCAAGGCCAGCUCCCAUUGAAUUAUACCCAACCAACACCUCCCUUUUGGUUACCUCAACGAACUGCUCACACCUAUCCGGGCAUGAAUGUGCCUUCACCAGCAUUUUCUCCAUAUGAGAUUACUUGGCAAGCUCCUGCUGCAGGACUAGGAAGUGCAUCAACAGCUCAAAAUCAGGUUCCCAGUGUGUGUUAUCCUUUUGGAUACUCAUACCAGGGCCUUCCAGGCCCUUGUGAUCCAUUAUCAUUAUGGGGUCAAGGUCAAGGUCAAGCACAACAAUCUCAACCUCUAUGCACAUAUGCAUUUCCAGGAACUUAUAAUUACUUUCCUUCACCACCUUCAGUAAUGCUUAACAGUUCCACAUCUACUGGACAAGUCAUUCAAAGAGGAGUAAUUAAAACAACAGCAAAACUUUCUCAGAAGCACCAGCAACUUUGGGAUGCUCAAUCAGCAGAGAAUGUUCAGCUAUGGAAUGUAAUCAAUCAAUUGCAAUCAGAGAUAGGUGAUUACAAGAACCAGUUAACAAGGCUAGAAGCAGAAGUUUCUUCUUUCAAGCCAAAAGUAGAAGAGCCUCCUGCUAGAACUUCCGGGACUGCAGUAGCUGGGCAACCAUCAAAGAGAGGAAGACCAAAGAGGUCAGUUGCAUCAGUUGAUGCUGGAGCUUCUCCUGAUGAGUCUCAUCGCCGAGCCAGAGCUAGGAAAUCAGCCACAUCUAAGGUUCAGUCUGAGACCAAAGAACAUAUUUAUGAAAAGGUUGUUCUAAAUAAGAUUGAAGAUGUAGACAAGUCACGCCAGUCCCUUGCUACUAUUGCUACUAUAGAACAAAGGUACAGCGAAAACAUGUUAAACAAUAAUGCUGCAAAUUCCAGUGGCAAUGUGGAGAUUAAUGGAAGAAAUCUUAUGAUGCCAUCAUUUAGUAAUCAAGCUCCUCAAAUAUGUGGAAUGGUACUCACACCCUCUUCUGAAAUGAAAUGUAGCAGUGAUAAGUCCACCGAACCGAAAACUGCCUACUCAAUUCUCUCUCAACAAGCCACAGCAAUGAGCACUAAUAGCAACAGAAGCUCUGCUGGUUAUCUGAGUGCAACUGUUAAUGGGAAUCUUGGCUGGUCUACUGCUAAUGUUACUUCUGAAGAAGCUGAGAGAAAGAUGUUAAGUAUAGGCUGUCAAGGUUUCUACAACAGUAAUGUAAUCAGACAAGAAGGAAAGCUUGUUCCUGGAUGGAGCUUUGUGAAUGGAGAGGAUGCUUCUGAAGAGCUUGAAGAUGCAGCUGUAUUAGGAUCAGCAAAGGAUGAAAAUGAAGAAAUGGAAGAAGAUGGCAGCUCAGAAACCGAAGAUAUUGUUGAAACGAAAGAUGAUGGCGCCAACAAUGAAGAUGUUGCAGUAGGUACUAGCCCCAAAGGUCUUUCUCCUUUAAAUAAUUGGUGAUAGAAUUCCACUUAUCCUAACUCACUUCCAUUUGGUUGAACUUUCAUGCGUUAUAUUAGUCCAUAAACAAGAAGAGCAAUGACAAAGAGGAAUUAUUAUGUGGUAAUGACACUGCUCAUUUGGGUUCACUUUCAGUACAGAGAAAGUUUGGCUCAAAGUUUUGUAGAGGGCAGGAUGUUUUUAACCGUGGAAACUUUAGUAGACAUUCGAAUGAUCAUAAUUGGUGCAUAACUUAAGCAGUUUCUACAAUUUGUUUUGUUUAAACUUUAUCUUAUUGAAUUAGUGAAAGCACUAAUUAUCAGUGCUAUGAAUUUUGUUACAUACAGUUUUCAUGAGUAAUGACUGUGUUUGUG
Cannabis sativa is the source of this 3557-nucleotide messenger RNA. RefSeq lists its product as uncharacterized. Bases 1450 to 3204 code for a protein of 584 amino acids. Lineage: Eukaryota; Viridiplantae; Streptophyta; Magnoliopsida; Rosales; Cannabaceae. The record is from RefSeq and is a predicted model, not a curated record. The transcript has 4 exons.